AGCUUGUCGUACUUGUUUCCUAAAUAUGUUGCUACCUCGGGUAAGGAGUAUGGACACAUGUAGAUAAAUCGCCAAAUGUUUUAAAAAAAUGUCUAGCUCAGAGACUUCUGUACGUAAAAAUGGGUUGAGCAGAUAUUUUAGUGAGCGAUAGCAUGCAGUAUACAGUGGUUGUUUUUGCUUUCGAUAUGUCUGUCGGCCCAUUGUACUUCAGAAUUGAUAAAAGAUAAUAAUGGUAACGUGUUUUGCUGUCAGCUUGUCAAAUAGCGUAACAGACAAGAGCUGCUAGAUAGUUAGUUGUCAUUUCAUUUAUGGCGGCAGCUUAAGUUCAUGGAAAGCCUCUGUGAAGCCCUAAGCAAGUUACUGGUUAGAGAAAGUGAUCUAGACAAUAAGACAUCGUGCUCUUACUGGGUAGAUGUAAUUUAGAUCGCUGACCAGUGAUGACGGAUAACAUUACCAUUUGUUAACAUCAGUUUUAUUUUCUUUCCGCCGUCGUUUUAAAAUCUAGUUUUCAAAGUUAAUAGCACGAUGUUUUGGACGAAGAUGGGAUUUAAAAGAAAACGUCAGGAAUAUGCCCCAUACGACAGGACGGAGAGGUGGUAUGAUUUUGUCUGGGUGUUGCAGAGAAAGACUUAGUGUAGUUGGAUGCUUCGCUGCUAGCUGCUCACUUUGCACCACGAGUCGGGGAUCCAGUAGAAAAAAAGAACUUUCAGAGAAGAAAUUGACUAGCUACUUUGUUGAUCAGCGCAGAGUAAGGUUGGCGGCUGGCUCCGGUGGCAAAGGGUCCUGCUCCUUCCUCAGUGAACCCAGGAAAGAGUGGGGAGGCCCAGAUGGGGGAAACGGUGGCGACGGUGGAAAUGUGGUCAUUAAAGUUAAUCAGCAGGUGAAGUCACUGUCAGCAAUUGCCCCGGUUUACCGAGGGCAUGACGGACAGGCAGGGGGAAGCAAGAACUGCUUUGGCCGCAACGCGAACACGACCUACAUCCAUGUGCCUGUCGGUACCGUGAUAAAGGAGAACGGGAAUACCAUGGCAGACCUUUCCCGCGAAGGCCAGGAGUACGUCGCCGUGUACGGCGGAGCCGGGGGCAAGGGGAACCGCUUCUUCUUGUCGAACGAGAACCGGGCGCCGGUUACCACCACGCCGGGAGAGAAGGGCCAGGAGCGGGUGCUGCAGCUGGAACUGCUCACCAUGGCACAUGCGGGACUGGUGGGCUUCCCCAAUGCUGGGAAAUCGUCCCUGCUGAGAGCCAUCUCUAACGCCAGGCCGGCUGUGGCUGCCUACCCCUUCACCACACUCAAGCCACACGUAGGCAUCGUGCAGUACCAGGACUAUGAGCAGGUAGCAGGUUCAGACGAUGGAUGCCCAACCGAAGAAUUGGUCUCAAAUGUCGAUAAGCUUGUCAGCGGUGGAUUAAUGGAGGAGGCAGCGGCGGUGGGAGAUUCCGUGGAUGCUGCUGUCGAAGACUCCAAUGGCCAAAGCUUGAGGCUUCUACAUAUGGUUCAAUUUAUUAUAGGGACAGUGGCAUGGCUUAUGGACACAAUAAUAGAUGAUGUUUGUAAGGUGUGUGUGCAGCAUACUGUACCAACUUACGCUGGCACAUGUUACAACGGUCCGGAGCUAUAUUGUCUUCUUUAUAAUUUUGAAAGGGUUGCAAAAAAACUGUGCACGCCACGGUUGGUGGAUGUAAUGGUGAACAGUAUUACGGUGCUAAACCCAAAUCCACCCUUCGCCGCAAUUGUUCAAAGGGCUAUUGAUGCAGUUUUAAACAAGUUGAAAUAUGUGAGCGAUAUACGCAGCACGCUGGAUGGGUUAAUGCGCGAGGUUAUAAACCCUCAUCACACGAGUGAUGUGUAUGCAGCAGUUCUGGCUUACUGGCAUAUGCAUCGGCUCAAGCAGACCCCGACAGGCGUGAAUGGCGAAAUAACUACAGACGUCUGAUAUGUACAUGCUGUUUAAUUGUCUUUGAAAUGCUAUUCUAAAGGCUAUGGACCUGUUUUUAUUCUAUUUACUUACACGUAACAAAAUAAUAAAAAUGUGUUUAACAAUUA
This is a messenger RNA of Paramormyrops kingsleyae, 2046 nucleotides long. The record is from RefSeq and is a predicted model, not a curated record. NCBI's taxonomy places the organism in Eukaryota, Metazoa, Chordata, Actinopteri, Osteoglossiformes, Mormyridae.